Molecule: messenger RNA, 2545 nt
Organism: Lates calcarifer (barramundi perch)
Lineage: Eukaryota; Metazoa; Chordata; Actinopteri; Centropomidae
Product: GTP-binding protein Rheb
Exons: 8
Coding region: 368-922 (184 amino acids)
Biological process (GO): small GTPase-mediated signal transduction
Cellular component (GO): plasma membrane
Molecular function (GO): GTPase activity; GTP binding; GDP binding
Source: RefSeq, a predicted model, not a curated record
CGGUGUGCUUACACAAUGACAGUUUCCGUCAGUUUCACUCGCGAGUCGUAACCGCGUUGAACAAGCUAUUUGUCAUUUCCAGUUUCAGUUGAAACGAGCAUUUCAUUUUUUCAAACUAUCGAUCGAUGUCUAUUACUACAUCAAACAGAGAAAGAGAGUAAUUUAUGAGAUAAGUACAAGUUGUACUUGCUGUAGUUUAACUUUGAAGUUACAGCUCGAGGCCCAGCGGAGAGCUCGAGCGGCAGCUCUGAAAAGUUUGUUGUUGUCACGUGACGUGAGACGAAUGUGGCGAUAAAAGUUUGUUUAGAAAGUUAAACUAGGUGGCGUACAGCAUUAUCUAAACCUACUGAACACCGUCUUCAUCACAAUGCCUCAACCAAAAUAUCGAAAGAUUGCUGUUAUAGGUUACAGGUCUGUAGGAAAGUCAUCUCUUACAAUACAGUUUGUGGAAGGACAGUUUGUUGACUCCUAUGACCCCACCAUUGAAAACACUUUUAACAAAAUGGUCAGCGUGAACGGGCAAGACUUCAACCUUCAGCUGGUCGAUACAGCUGGACAAGAUGAGUACUCAAUUUUCCCACAGUCCCACUCUAUGGACAUCCAUGGCUAUGUCCUUGUCUACUCAGUGACUUCCAACAAAAGUUUUGAAGUUGUGCAGGUUCUACAUGACAAGCUGCUAGACAUGGUUGGGAAGAUUCAGGUCCCAACUGUUCUUGUCGGGAACAAAAAAGAUCUCCACAUGGAAAGGGUUAUCAAGCCAGAGGAGGGAAAGAAACUUGCUGAUUCCUGGGGUGCUGCAUUCAUGGAGUCCUCAGCCAAGGAGAAUGAGACUGCUGUGGAGGUUUUCAAGCGAAUCAUUUUGGAGAUGGAGAAAGCUGAUGGAAACGCAGCCCCAGAGGAGAAGAAGUGUGCUGUGAUGUAAACGUGCAUCCAGGACAUGAGUAAGCUCAUUUGCUGAAGACAGGGGGCACAACUUCACCGGCUUGCCAAUCGUGACCUCACCGACACCAUUACACUGCAGUGGACCUUUUCUGCUCCGUUAUGAUACCAGAUUGAUUUGCAUAGCAAGGUAUAGUUUAUCAACUGUCCAGACAGCUUAUAAACUAUACCAUUCAUUGUAACCACAGGGAGAAAUUUCUAAGAGCAUGACUAAUCUGUUUUAGACAAAGAAGUGCCUUCAGUGAGCAUUUUCUUGAAAUAUUGAAAUGUAAUUUUGAGUUUUGAGUUGAAUGCUCAGACAACAAAAUAAGAUUGCCCCAAUUAACUGCAUCAAAAAAAAAUUUCAGGAACAUAUGGUAAUAACUACUUCUAAAUCUGCUGUUUGAGACAUCAUUGGCGUAUGUCUCAUAAUUCUUUGAAUAGUUACGUUAAUGUACAGUGAGUGACCUUUUUAGGGCUGGUGUAUUAUUUCAGCAGGUCUUUUUUUGACAGUGAUGCAGAGUCACAGUUCACAUUGCUUUAAAUGUGGUGUUAAAAUGUCACUAUUUCUCACCAAUGGUGGAUUUCCUUGGAACACCUCAGAAUGAGAUUUCUGAUAAGAAAUUUCACUGUGGUUUCACAGUUCUUCUCACUGUAAUUUUUAUCAACUCAUCUUCAGGUACCGUUCACCUAUGAAUUCUUGAACUGUGUCUUCAUGAUGAAAGAAUCUAUUUGUAUAUUUAACAACAGAUAUUUUAAGCUUUUCUGCUAAGCAGAUAGGCCUCUCCCAUUGUUUCUACAGUUUAAUUUCUCAUGACUGACUGUAAUAAAGUUGUUAUCUUAUGGACAACCCUCAGAGAAAUUAGUAUAGGUUGGAGCAGAUCUUUGGUAUUUACCAGUUACGGCCUUUUUAUACAAUAUAAAUAGAAUCUUAUAAAUCGGUUUGAUACUAUUGGUUAUAUCUUGAGUGGUUCAGGUUUGCUCUCCCUUCAAUAUGAUGAGUAUAUGCUUAUAAGCGUGUUAUAAUUAUGAACAUUGUUGAGUUGCAAUUUUUAAAUUGCAUUUUAACACUGCAUAAGACCAGUUAAGUGGCCGAAGCCCACAGAGUUAGCUUAGUAAUUUUGAUUUGAUGGUUCAUACAAGCUUGAUAAAACCAAGCCAGGAUGGCAUGCAGCCCAUUUAACUCAUAUUGUGGACUUGCAUGAUCACUGUCAGACACUUGAGAUCCUUAAUGACUUGUUUUUCUUAGCUUGUGUAGCCUUACAGAGACAUGACACAGACUGUGGAUUUUUCCCCACAAUCCUCAUGUUUUGCCUGUAUUGGGUAAUUGUAACUUUUUAUCAAGUGCUUUUCUGAGUAAGUAGUUGAUUUAUGGAUGAUUGAUGGUUGAACAGAAGCUGGUGAUGCUGUGUCUUGUGCCUUACAGUUUUUCAAACUCCCACAUCUGCUUCCCCUCAUGACUCAAGGUGCUCUCAAAGGUUGUUUUUUUCUCCUUCUGUUGACUUGAUAUUAUGGAUGCAGGUGGUGGUGUGCACCUGAACACCAAUAUUUCCCAUGUGGGUAAAUGUUAAUUCAGAAAUCUUGCUGUAAACAGUUUUGUAUAUAAAUAAAUCUGUUACUCAUUUGA